Messenger RNA from Gongylonema pulchrum, 582 nucleotides. The record is from the annotation of a GenBank genome assembly. Lineage: Eukaryota; Metazoa; Nematoda; Chromadorea; Rhabditida; Gongylonematidae.
AUGGAACCUGAUGCUAUUCGACCGGAUCGCGAUAUUAUCGGGAAACAGAAAAACCCGCGGCGCAAGAAGCUUAAGCGUGAAGACAGUUCGUUGCCAUCGCCUGGCGCUGAUUCUCAUUGUUCACAAGAAGAGGCCUUAAUCACCUACCUCCUGGAUACGGAACUAAAAGCAAUGAGCUCAAUGGGACAUCCUUCAAAUACAUCACCAAUUGGUAUUGCACGGAUUAAAGUUGACCCGGAUCCAGAUUUAAGCGGAAUUUUCCAGAACAAAUAUGUGCUGGGAGCCGAUCGUUUUGACAUGUGUUAUCAGGUGGAUCGUACAGUGACAGUAGAAAAGCUAUCAGAAGCAAUACGACGAUACAUUGCUGCUGCAGUUGACUGGAUUGAUGCGCUUUUUUCGCUCGUUAACAUCACUGAUUGCACUGAAAAGGUUUGUGUGUUGAAAGGCACAUUCGGUGCGUUCUGUACAUUCAAUCAAGCGGCACGUACGGCACAGACAACAUCCGACACAAAUUUGCUGUGUUUAUGCAACAAAACAGUCAUACCACGGCACAUACCACGGCAUCUAGUUGAAAAUAGGUAA